This is a messenger RNA of Spodoptera litura, 4100 nucleotides long. RefSeq names its product RAS oncogene family member Rab14 (gene Rab14). Lineage: Eukaryota; Metazoa; Arthropoda; Insecta; Lepidoptera; Noctuidae. Gene Ontology annotation, biological process: defense response to bacterium; phagosome maturation; endocytic recycling. Gene Ontology annotation, cellular component: trans-Golgi network; phagocytic vesicle; recycling endosome. Gene Ontology annotation, molecular function: GTPase activity; GTP binding. The record is from RefSeq and is a predicted model, not a curated record.
AUUAUCCAAAAUCCAAAUACGUCAUAAUUGAUGAAGGAGGAAGCCUUUGUUUUGCAUCGCAGAAAUAUAAUUAUUUGUAAAAAUUGUAUACGUUGCGGUGUGGCAUUUGUUGAAUUUAGAUAUUGAACGUGUAUUAUUUUUUAAAACAAGGCGAACUGUUACUAAUCUAUCUAAAAUGACUUCAGGACCAUACAAUUAUUCUUACAUAUUUAAAUACAUCAUCAUUGGUGAUAUGGGAGUUGGCAAAUCAUGUCUAUUGCAUCAGUUUACAGAUAAGAAAUUUAUGGCUGACUGCCCACACACAAUUGGUGUUGAAUUUGGGACCCGAAUUAUUGAAGUAGCUGGCCAGAAAAUUAAACUGCAAAUAUGGGACACUGCUGGACAAGAAAGGUUUAGAGCUGUAACUCGCUCAUAUUAUAGAGGUGCUGCUGGAGCACUAAUGGUAUACGACAUUACAAGAAGAUCCACUUAUAAUCAUCUUAGCAGCUGGCUUACAGACACUCGUAACUUGACAAACCCCAGCACUGUGAUAUUCUUGAUUGGCAACAAAUCAGAUUUAGAUGGUCAAAGAGAUGUCACAUAUGAGGAAGCAAAACAAUUUGCUGAUGAAAAUGGACUUAUGUUUGUUGAAGCUAGUGCUAAGACUGGUCAAAAUGUGGAGGAAGCCUUUCUUGAAACAGCUAAGAAAAUAUAUCAAAGCAUUCAAGACGGGCGAUUGGACCUGAACGCAGCUGAGUCCGGAGUGCAGCACAAGCCGGCGUCCCCGGGCCGUCCGCUUGCUGCUCCCCCGGCCGCGCGAGAUAACUGCGCUUGCUAACCGAUCUCGCGAUCAAUAUGGAUAAACCAGAAAUCAUACUUAAUGGUUAAGAAUUAUUAUCCUAGUAAUAAAUUCAAUUGUCAUAAAUUUUGUUUUGUUUUGACAUAAUUUAUAUUAGCAUACAUUCCACGUUAUAUUUGUGUUUAGAAUGUUAUAGGUGUCUCAUGAAGGGAGCAUUAAUAUAUUUUAUAUAAUAAUAAUCUUAGGUACUUUUGUUCUCAUUAUACAGUUUUUUUUUUAAGAAUACAUGUGCUAGUGAUCUGAAAUCUUAGUUUUCAGAUGUAUUAUGUCAGACACACUUUCAGUAAUAGUUCUAUGUGUGGUAUACCAGGUUUUUCAAGUAACUUUAGUUAAUAAUUGCAUUUAUAAUAGGGCUUCUUUCGUAUCUCGGUAUAUUUUCAGUUAAGUAUACCUACCUAAAACAAGUUUGUAGAUAUCAAUAUUCGACAUUAAAUUCUGCAGGGCACAGGAUCCUGUGGAAAAAGUUGGAAGAGAGCUUUAUCAGGUCAAAUAAAUACAGAAUACAAAUUUAACAUCUGGUUAUAUUAUUAAACAAUUGACCUUAGGCCUGGCGUCAACUAUCGGUUUGCUAAAGAUGCGGCUUCGGGCGUCAUUAGGUGUGCUUACAACUGCAGGCAGCUCUCAGGUGCCCGAAGGCCCCGAAGCAGCCCAAGCUGCACCGAGCCUGUUCGCACCGAUAGUAGGCAUGGGGCAUAAGGGCCGCGCUGUAAUGUAUUCAUAAGUAAUUCACUACCUACUCUACUCUAUGAUCGACACAUAUUAUUGUAAUUUCUAGUUGUACAUGUGGCGUGACACUUAAAAAUAUUCUCUUGAUGAGACACCUUAUUAAGAGCAUGGAGUGUUUGCUGUACUCAGUCAUUUUACUAUGACCGAGGUCUGGGGACUAUGAAUUUUCUGUGGGCUUAUAAGAAAGUUGGGCUUGUUUAAAUGUAUUAUUAUUAUUAUUUAUGAUCUAUGUAUUGUUAGUAACUUUUGUAUAUUUUAAACACUACAGGAAUUUAAAGAAUUAAAUUAUUUUUAAGGCUAUACUUUAUUCAAAAAUGUUAGUAGUUGCAUGAUAGUAACAUCUUAAGUAAUAAUUUGAUAUAAUAAUCAGUAUCACUAAUUGAAUAAAAAUAUCUUAAAAUAAAAAGUAGUGCUAAGUCUGUUUUACUUGAAUAAUUCAUUGUAAGUCUAAUUUCAUUCUCUUCAUUGCAAUCUGAUACAUUAUAACUUGUAGUCCUACAACUGUAAAAUGUAUCCCGAUUUUCUUAUCUGGUGCAUCUAAAUGUUAUUAUGCCUUAUUUGCUUAGUUUUGAAUAAUCCGACUAGACAAGUAGCAAGGGUGCUAAACCUGUUGUACAAUUUAUAUAUACACACUGGUGUUCGAAAACUAGACGGUAUAAUGUGAACAGGGCUGCCCUACUUUGACUGCUCUGGGAAAAAAAAAAUAUUUCCUUUUUUCAAGAAACAGACUUCGAAAUGAAAUAAGGAGGUUCUCAGUUUGACCUGAAUAUAUGUUUGUGCGCGAUUAUCUCGCGAUUGGCUGAACCGAUUUUGAUGCGGUUUUCAGAAAAGUGUUUGUUAACUUAGGAUAAGGUUUUAGUGUAGUUACAGAAGAAUAACUGGUAAUCCUAGAAAAUGGACACCUAUAAGACAUUUUCGAGUACCAUGGCCACAAUAUUAAAAUAUUUAUGAUUUCUGUUUGGUAUGGAUUACCUCAGCAAUGCUGCUUUCCACUAUCAUCAAUAAAAAUCUCUUAACAAAGCUCGUUUUUUCAUAUAAAACUAAAAUACUUUUGUAUCCAAAGUAAGAUAAUUAUCAGUAGAGAUAUCUACUUGUCAAGUUAUAUUGUUUGAUUGAGUUAGUUAUUUUUGGUACAUACACCUGUAUAAUAUAUCCAUAUGAAAAAAUUGUAUUGCAUAGUACAAGGUUACCUAAUGUAUAUAUAUUUUGGUGCAGGUCUAGGUGUAGAUUUGAAUUUAUUAAAGAACAAUAAUAUAGUUCUAUUUAUUUUUGUGACUUUCGAAGAAUAAAUUAUGUAAUGUACAGUUGGACAACCACAAAACAAAAAGGGAUUGAUUUAAAAUUUGUAUAUUUACGGAAGCUCGAUGUUGAUAUAAAAAUAAAAUUGUCAGUAGUGUAACCUUCAUAUUAUAAAACCUGUGUAGGAAACAGAUCGCGUCAUUUAAUAUAAUAAAACUAUUAAACAUAUUUAUUACCUGCACACUUGGCGCGGCGGCUGGAUAACCGGCUGCCAAGCUAUGUGUAGCAGGUUUGAUACCCGCACGGAGCAACUCUUUGUAUAAGCCACAUAUUGUUGUUCUGUCUGGUUGUAAUGUAUAUGUGAAUUUUUAAGUUUAUAAAUGCACCCGUGACAUAAUAACGAUUUCAAAAAGAAAAAUAUUUCAAGUAUAUACAUAGAUAUCAUUCCUUGAAUAAGGUAUAGCUAAAAAAACCUAACCUAACCUACUGCCGAAGGCAAUAUGUUGAGUCAGUGACAUGUGUACUAUAUUUUAGACCUAACAUGAGCAUCGGAAAUACAAAUAAAACUAUGAAAAAGGAACUGUGUAUUUUCAAGCUUUAAUAUAAUUCCUAUGUAGGUACAUAAUAUUAGUGUGGUUUGUUGUACAUAAAUAAGACGACAUGGACGUUGCAAAAACACUAACUGUGCCCUUUUUAGGCUAGUGUCGACAAAACGAAUGUAAUAUUUUUAAAAAUUUGCGCUUUGUGUUCUUUUUACUUUCCUAUCGAUAUCAUCAGACAUUUCAUUCGAAUCGGCUAUCUUGAGAUGAUAAUAUAAUUAUGUAUAUUGUAUAGUGAUAAAAACUACAAUCUCAUUGUCUUCGCUAUUAUUAGCUAUGCAUAACAAUCGUAUUAGAAAUGUGUAAGUGUAGUUGUUACGUGUUUCCGAUAAGACUACUGAUUUUAAUGAUUUUUUGGUACAGUACAUAGUUACAUACAAAGCUAAGCAUUGUUGCUUAAGCGCUUUUAGCACAAGCACACAAGCAAAUUCAAGUAUUAAUAUUAUGGAUGUCAUAUUGUAAUUUGGUUUCAGAUUUAGACUUACUACCUACUGGCUUUUUGAAUAAGAUCUGUGUGAAAUUUUACCAUGAUUAUAAAUUUUGUGGUAUGAAUUGCAUAUCUUUAAAUCAAAAACUACCAUAAAGUAUAAACAUAUAAAACUUUAUUGUAUAAAUCGUUACAAUCGGCCUUACAUUACUACCUACAAUUAGGUAUAUAUUUUUUAAUGUUCACUUAUAAUUAUAUGUUAUCUCCACCA